Molecule: messenger RNA, 1136 nt
Organism: Ictalurus punctatus (channel catfish)
Lineage: Eukaryota; Metazoa; Chordata; Actinopteri; Siluriformes; Ictaluridae
Gene: oaz2a
Product: ornithine decarboxylase antizyme 2a
Biological process (GO): positive regulation of protein catabolic process
Cellular component (GO): cytoplasm; nucleus
Molecular function (GO): ornithine decarboxylase inhibitor activity
Source: RefSeq, a predicted model, not a curated record
GCACACAGCGCUUCUCUCCGGGCAGUAGCAGUGCUGCGGUGUUUAACACGCAGGUCGAAAACGACGCUGUCCACAAACAAGUCCUCAGUCCAGCCGGCACAACAUCCCCUGCGGUCGGAUUGGGUUACGGAUGGUGAAUUACUCUGUGGAGCUGCUGCUGAAUAGUUAUUGUUUUGGUUGUCAGAGGAAAGACAGGACUCUGUUUGAUUCUCAGGAGAACAUGCGCGACACCGAGGACAGCGCUUCUCUAGUGGGCUCCAGACUGCACUGCUCCAGGCAGCAGGCUCCAGGGCCUCUGUGGUGCUCCGAUGCCCCUCACCCACUAGCGAAGAUCCCGAGUGGGCGAGGGACCGGAAGGGAUCUCCCUCUCAGUGUACCUCUUCACAAGGAUGACAGGUUGACGGUGACUCGGUCGGGUGCGGUGAGUGGAAACCCCUCGAUCCUGCACUUCCAGUACAAGCUGAACGAGCGGCGUUUCUCCUGCUGGGACACGGUGCUGGCAACCAACUGCCUUUAUCUGGAGAUCCCCAGCGGUGCACUGCCGGAGGGCAGCAAAGAGGGUCUUACCAGUCUGUUGGAGUUUGCAGAGGAGAGUCUGAAAGUCAGCUAUGUGUUCCUGUGGUUCUACAAAACCAGGGAGGAUCGACUAUUGAUCACGAAGACCUUCCACUACAUGGGUUUCGAGGUUGUGAAGCCCGGUCACCCUCUGGUGCCGACCCGGCCUGACCUCUUCUUCAUGGUCUACUCCAUGGACAACAGCAGCUCUGAUGAGGAAUGAGCGCUCAACGCUCUGAAAAAUGCCCCCCCCCCCCCUCGAUUCCCAGCUAGACCUUCUCGCUCUUUCUCCAUGUCCUCCUCCACGACGUUGCCUAUUUAACCCCAUCCUCACUAUUAAAUAAAGCGGGGGCUGGAGGAGUAGGAGUAGAAACGGAGAACGAAUCCCACAGAUCGGUCGACAUCCCCGGUUAAUCGGUGCUACAUCCUGUUAGUUUGCACCAAGUCUAUACUCCUUAUAUGUGCGGGCUGCUUUAGACAGGAUAUAGUUACGAGGAGAAUCGUAUAAGGAAAAGACUUUGUUUAAUAGAUCGUAAGCCAUUCCACAUCAGGGUCAUAGUGCAGCACGGGAACGAUUUUUU